UCUGCAAAAAUGUUUUCUAAUAACUAUGUAAUAGGAAGACUUUUAUGUAAGACUAUCUGCAGUAUCAGAUCAUUACAAGUCCUGUACACCGAGGACAAGCAGUACAGUAUAACUCUCAAAUGCAAAAGCAAGAUGCAUUUCUGUCCCCAGGGGGCACUGCCAUUUUCACAGGAGCUUGUGGACUUCCUCUAUUGUUGACUUUUGAGGUAGAGGUUGGUGGAUCUGCUCCUGUCCCCUCCUGACUAGACCUCAAAGAACUGGGAGUGUACACUGGCAGCAGCAUCCAUUCAUUCCUGUAGAGAUUAGAAACAAGGACUUUAUUGCCCUGCUUGCUCAAAAGCCUCAGAAGAGGAGACAGAGAAAGUCUAAAGCUUUUGGAGUUGGAAGGAACCUGCUUCCUCCUGGCCCUGUGACUUUGAGAUCCACAUAAUUACAGAAGCAGCACAAAGGAGCUGAAAGAAAAUAUACUUCUUUAUUGAAAGCAAAAUGGUGCAACCAACUUCUAGCAUAUGGAGGCAUUUCCACCCGGCAAGUUAUUCUAAGAAAAAAAAUGUGAUUUGCAAAUACUGUCAAAUGAAAUAUGCAUUUCCAAAUGCUACUAGGAUGACCAAACAUCCUUGUAUGUAAGAAGUGUGCUGCAGACAUUAAAAAAUCCUUCAUGGGUGUAAGUGAGGAGGUAGAUCAUGAUGAUGAAAGUGUAAGUAGCUGUUUCCAACAUUCUCAAUCCAGCAGUCCUCCGGCUGAUUCUUCUUUUUCUAUAACAUCAGCAUCACAAAGGGUUGCCCAAUCAGCAUCCUCAAGUAACCAAAUAUUGCAGACAAAUGUAUACAAAAGACCCUCAAUAGCUUAAUUUGUAGACAAGAUGACACCUGAAGAUCAGGAAAAAAAAAUGACCAAGCUCUUGCAAGAGCAAUCUAGUCUUCUGGGAUGCUAUUGUCAAUAACUAAAAAUGCAUACUGCCAGGAAGCUUUUAAAUUACUAAGACCAUCAUACUAUUUGCCCAGCACACAUUAUGUGAGCAAGCCUCUUUUAGAGUCAGAAUAUGAACAUGUAAUGCAAUUUGUGCAAGGAAAAAUCAGUGAAGCACUGUGUCUUGCAGUAGUUACAGAUGGAUGGACAAAUGUGCGGGGAGAAAGAAUCAUAAACUUUGUGAUAACAACAUCUCAACCAGUUUUUUACAGAAGCAUUGAAACAGGAGAGAACAGGCAUACUGCAGAGCAUAUCGGUAGUAAAGUAUGUGAAGCCCUACAGAAGAUUGGGAGUGGUAAAGUAUUUGCUUUGCUGACUGAGAAUGCAAGUAACAUGAAAGCAGCAUGGGAAAUCAUAAUGGAUAAAUAUCCACAUAUUACUGCAAUAGGAUAUGCAUCCCAUGGGAUUAACUUGCUUCUUAAUGACAUCAUGAGGUUGGACACUCUGCAAAAGAUCUAUAGAAGAGCAAAAAAAGUUAUAAAACAUGUAAAAGCUACUCAUAUUGUAGCUACAGUCUUUGAGAAGAAGCAGGAAGAAAAGAAUGCAAAGAAUAAAAUAGUGACACUAAAACUCUGUAGUAAAACUAGAUGGGGUGAAGUGAUGAUCUCAUGUGAAAGUUUACUAAAAAACGAAGAAGCCCUUCAAGAAACAGUAAUAACUGAGGAUCUUAAAAUACCCAGAAAUGUAAGGAACACUGUACUUGAUAAGGAUGUCUUCUGGGUUCAGCUGCAGAACUCCCUGAAGAUUCUAAAGCCAAUUUCUUCACCAAUCACUGCAUCUGAAUCAGACAGUGCACUUCUGUCAGAGAUUUCUUACCAAAAGGCCCAGAUAAAAUCUACUGCUUUUGAGUAUCUAAGUGUAAGCUUACAAGUACAAAAGAAAGAAAAGUGAAAGACUUUAUUAACAGAUGGGAAGAUUUUUGUUGCCAAUCAAUUCAUGGUGCUGCAAAUCUCAUGGGUCCAAGAUUCAAAGGCAGAUAUGUUAAUGAUGAUAGCACUCCUACUGCAUUUGACUGGAUUACAAAACAAGCAACACACUUAGGUCUUGAUGUUUGAAAGGUAUUUUCAAAUGUUGCAGAAUACAGAACAUCCACAGGUAUUUGGUCCAGGAAUGCAGCCUGGGACUCUGCCAAGCAUAUCCCACUUGCAACAUGGCAAGGCCUUUGCAUGACACAGCCUCUGACUCUUCUUGCUUCUCGCCUGUUUCAGAUUCCUUCAUCUUCUGCAACCUGUGAAAUAAACUGGUCUGUUUGGAAAUACUCACAUCAAAUCAUGAAAUAAACUAACAUGUGAAAGAGUAUAGAAGCUUGUCUCAAUCCAGGCAAACCUUCAGUUUUUAGAACUCCAUGAAGGUGAUAAAAAUGAAGGAUCAGAAGAAUCAGAAGAAACAAGUUGCUGAUAGUGAUACCUCAGAAAAUGAGACUGAUUAGAUAAAGUUUCAAGCAGCAAAAUUUGUAUUCAAUGAGUUUUGUUUUUUCCCUUUUUUUUCCCCUCAGCCCUUUUUCUAAAAAUGAGUGAGUGCUUUCUGUAUCUACUUGACACUGUGAAGGAGACUAAGUCCAGAAUACAUAAUAACUUCCUUUGUUUUACUAUAAUGUUGAAGGUUUCUUCUAUUUUCAACUUUGAUUUUUGCCUGCUUCCCAUAAACUGGUAGCUUGUAGCCCCAUUUGUAACAAAAUCUAAAAAUGGUUUAAAGUAAAUUCAAUUAGUAUAUUUGUAAGUAUUGUCUGAAUAAACUACACUUUUAAAUUUAAUAAAUAUACCCAACACAAUCAUUUGAUGAGCAAAUCAAGUUCUACAAUACAUUUUAUGUUCUUAAAGUAGGAAAGUGAAUUUAGAUCUGUAAAGGGUGCUAAGAAAAUAAGUACUGCAUAUAUUUCAAUUUUCCCAAAAUUUCCAUUCCCACCCCCUGAAAAAAAAGUAGGGAAUUUUUUUUUUCCCCGUGGCUUCAAAAUUUCUGGAAAUUUUACCUCUCUAGACAUGUGACAUUGGACUGCAGCACCCUCUUCCACAAGGAGCAGGAAGGUGACUACCAGCUGCUGGGUAAAGUCAUUUAUGAGUUUUCAGAACAUUUUAAAUUGACUCACUAAUUAGAGACCAAACAAGUGUGUACCCUAUACAUUUUCACUAAAAAUGUUUAUUGUGGAUGCAUGCUUCCUUUAUAUGCAAGAUUCUUUCUUGAAUAACCCUACACUGAAUUUCAUCAACAACUAUGAGCUGGCUGAAGCUACAAGAUAGUUCAGAUUGUAACACUUGAUCAAAUACAUUGUGCCAUUGAUCAAAUUUUCUGCAAAUAUACAAUCUGUAAGUUUUAAAAUGAAAUAAAAGGUGUGGGUAUACAGUAAGUGCAAAUACCUUAAAAUCUUAGACCUAACUCUUCAGCACAAUUCUCAACUUUUCUAGACUAGACCACCCCUUGUCUGAUGUAAGGCACCUCUCAAAUAAUGCCAGGUCUUAGUUUUCACUGAUAUUUUUUAAUAUAGAAAAAUAAUAAAGCAGUUUUUUUCCUGUUGUAAUGCACUUAGAAAGACCACAAGAGGUCAGAAUGUUUUAACAUGGUGGAUUCCUAUUUGAAAUUUCUGUGUUUAUUGUGCGAAUCAUGUUUGCUUACCCAACAGUGCUAACAUUGUGUGGCACCCCGUGGCACUCUUGAAAGGAUGUCAGGGUUCUGUAGACUGCUGUGGCACUUGGGUUGAGAAUCCCUGCCUUAGCACAUUAGUAGAUAGAAUCUAAGCAGCAAAGCCUUGUUAUUAUGCAGAAUGGAUUUGAUUUUGCAAAAAUCAGUGGGUAUCUGCAGAGCUGGAAACAAGUCAGCUUCCCAAAUGAGAGUACUACCCAGCAGUGACAGAACCAAAGUCAGUCUAAUUCAAAAUUCACAGCAAGGCAUAAAAACAGAAUGCAAGGGUAAACAAACUGUAGUCUGUAAUAAAUAGCAAAGAAAUCAAAGCAGCAAGUUAAGGUGUCCUGAGCAAGGAAUGCAGAAUCGUACUUGAACAAACUGGAGAGACAUGCAAACAUAAAGCAUAAUCAUGCGCUUUGGAGGAUAAAGCUCUGAUGUUGAUGACACAGGGAAAAAGUGCUUGGAAGGCCCUGUUAAUUAACUUAUUUGACAAUCAAAUAAAAAGUUAACUUCAAAACAGCAGCUAGAGCUGAAUGCAGUAGAAUCACAGAUAGUGUCUGCAGAAUGGCUAGUGACCAGCAAACAAGAACAAGGCUCAGUUUAUAACUGGCCCAAUCUGCUAAAGAGCCAAAGAAAGGCUAAAGCUGGCACCUGUACAUGAGGACAGAUGUCACUCAGCAGAGUGAAAGCACAGCAAGAAGCCCUAUAUGUUCUGUGAGCCCAGGUGAUCACACUGGUGGUGUUAAGUCUGUCCAUUUUGUCCCCUUCAAUAUGGCAGUCCCUCCAAAAACCUUUGUAGAAAUUAGACAAAAUCUAUGGCAAUUGCAGUGCCUAGGAGUUCAAAACAGUGGUGUUAAUGCAAGGUGGCUUACAAGUUAGGGGCCAGAGCCAUGCAACCAGGGCCAUCCCACAGACCUAGGAAGAGAGGAGAAAUAAGAUCCACUCUACUAACGCAAAGACAAAUCAGGGAUCAGAAUUUUUCAUGAUGUAGCCUACAGAUUAAAAAGUUGGAAGAAAAAGCUACAGCAAGGAAAAAUCACCCCCAGAUUGCUCAGGAAGGCAGCCUUUUCUGUUCAAGUAACCACACAUUGUUGCAUUUGAUUUUCAUCACAAUGCUCUGUCACAACAC
This is a messenger RNA of Alligator mississippiensis (American alligator), 4717 nucleotides long. RefSeq lists its product as uncharacterized. The coding region runs from base 928 to 1860 and encodes 310 amino acids. The transcript is spliced from 2 exons. NCBI's taxonomy places the organism in Eukaryota, Metazoa, Chordata, Crocodylia, Alligatoridae. The record is from RefSeq and is a predicted model, not a curated record.